UCGCGCUGGAAUGCUGGCAGUUUAUCGCCGGCCGAAUUGCAUCCACCCGCGCCGAGAGGAAAGCGAACGAGCAGAAGGCACCGCCUCAAGAGUGUCCUGUGUUGAGCAAACCGAGAAAGAAAACGAGAACGAAAGGAAGCCAGUACCAAAAUGGAACCAAAGAGAAGGCUGGACGAGGUGUCGCGAGUGACGGUUUGGCUCGCGAUCUGCGCCAUCGGAUUCCACCUGCCCGACGUUGCGGGAUUCUCGCCAGCGCACGCAUACGAAGCGACGGGAUGUCCCCGCAACAGUGCCAGCCUGAACCAGUGCAUCGAAAAGUCGAUCCAGUACUAUCUGAGCUACAUGUACAGCGGCAGCAUAUCGGAUCGAACGGCGGUACCGUCGCUGGAUCCAUUGGUGCUGCCCGACACCACACUCAUCCAGAACGAGCACGUUCUUUCGACCUUCACCAACCGAGAAACGACCGGGUUUCGUAACAUGUAUAUCACGGACGUGAGAAGCGACAUUACCCGGCUAGAGUUCUACUUCCACUUUCACAUUUCGGCCAUCGACACCAAAGGCUCGUACCACGCGCGGCUCGCCAAGCGUCCAGAAAUUGCAGAGUGGUCACAUAUGACUUACUCCAUACGAAAUUCCUCCUUCGAGCUGCAGCUGAAGGGCGUCAACUACGAGCAGGACAAUCGGGUGUACCUGAAGGUGAACGUCACCGACUGGGAUCAGCACAUCGGCGACCACACGGUCGGCUUCCGGUGGUUCACGAUGAGCGGCAACUACAGCCAGUUCAGCGACCAGUUCGAGCAGAUCCGUGGCCGCGACAUCCUGCCGGUCGUCGAGCGGGAUCUGAUGCAGAGUCUGCGCGACCGGUUCCAGCAUCUGUUCAACGAGAUUCUCCGGUUGGCGCCGUUCGAGCGCUUCUUCCCCACGCAAUACUGAGACGGAAGGCGGUCGGGGAUAGGACUCGCCGACGGUGAUAAGAGGGCAAUCCCGUUCGUUCGUUGUUUGUACAUACUCACAGAGAUUUUAUAGAUAGGCUGUAUGCGUGUGUUAGCCGACGGUGGCAUUUGUUUUAUAAUAAACGAAAGUGAU
Anopheles coustani is the source of this 1086-nucleotide messenger RNA. RefSeq lists its product as uncharacterized. The transcript is spliced from 4 exons. NCBI's taxonomy places the organism in Eukaryota, Metazoa, Arthropoda, Insecta, Diptera, Culicidae. The record is from RefSeq and is a predicted model, not a curated record. The coding region runs from base 151 to 933 and encodes 260 amino acids.